UUCCGAAACUGUCUCGUAUACUUUGACGUAUUGUUUCAAUUUGAGGGUCAAUGUAAACAAAACUAGAAAAACUAAAUAGUUUUGAACUAAGUAACUUUAACAAAAAUGACUCUUUCGUUGCCUACACUUCAGCCACACGUGGUUCUUGGUCUAGAAACCAGCAUUAAAAACAACGUCCACUUCCUGUCUGACGAUGAAGUAGUUUACCCUGUAGGGUCGGUAGUGACCCUUCACAAUAUUCACUUGAAAAAGCAGAAAUUCAUCAAAUUGAGUGAAAAGGGGAAAAAACUCACUCACUUAGCAGUAAGUCCCGAUAAAAAACUGAUUGCUGUUGUAGAGACAACCGAGAAAUAUCCCAUAGCUACGCUAUGGUGUCCCGACACUUUCAGGAAAAAAAGAACACUGACCCUUCCAAUGGACAAGGACAUCAUAGCAAACAGAUACGUAGCUGUGGACUUUACCUACAAUUCCAAAAACUUGAUUUGUGUAACGGGGGAGCCCGAUUGGAGCUUGUACUCGUUUAAGUGCGACAAGGGUAGACUCGAAAGUUUUGCCAGAGCCAAUAAUGCUAAUAAUACAGGAACAGUCAGACAAAUUGCUUGUAAUCCGGGUGAUGGCAAUCAACUAGUGGUUGUUGGAGACUCGGUCUUGCGGUGUCUGGGCUGUACUGACUUCACCUGGAGACAGUUCGGUUACAGCAAGUUCGAUCAAGUCGUGUACACGAGUUGUUGCUGGCUCAGUCAGGACAGGAUCAUAGUUGGAAGCAGCAGAGGCAAAAUACUGAUUCUGGAAACUGGUGAGAUCAGGGCAAUUUUUCAUGCAGCCGACAUGCCCAUCAUCAAUAUGAAAAUCAAAGAAGAGCUUGAUCCUUCUUCCGAAACCACAAUGAAGACCAACUCCUCUGAUAGUAUGCGAUACAACGAUGACGAAGAAGAAAACUACGAAAUCAGAUCAAUAGUGAAUUUUCCCAGAGGCUUUGCAUUUGGAUUUAUGAACGGAAAGAUUCACUUGUACGAAAGGGAGUCUCCGCACAAGUUUCGAAAAAGAUGCGUUUUCAAAAUUCCGGAUAAAACUGUUUAUAGGGAAUACGAUACCGGGCCGAGAGAAGUUAAAAAUACUGUGUGUUCCAUAAAAGUUAACGAGGCACAGGAUCGACUUAUUGCAACUUGCAAUGAGGCGCAAAUCUACCAAGUACGACUGUGGUUGCAACAAGACAGUUCCACAACUUCCGAAAUAUUGAUGGAGGAGUACGGACACCCUUUACACUUGGGAGCGAUAGGAGGAAUGUCCAUAUGCAGAUGGAAACCGCUCUGUAUCACUGCAGGUGUAAAAGAUCGAUCGCUCAAGAUAUGGAACUACGAAACAGACGAUCUAGAGUUAGUACAAAACUUCGAGGACGAUAUUUAUUCGGUGGCCCUGCAUCCGACAGGACUGUACUGCGUGGUGGGGUUCUCGGACAAGCUGCGCUACAUGACGAUCAUGAUCGACGACGUGAUCACGUCGAAGGAGUUCGGCAUCAGGAACUGCAAACUGUCGGAGUUUAGCAGUUUGGGCCACCUGUUCGCAGCGACCAAUGGAAACGUCAUUCAGGUUUAUUCCAGUAUCACGUUCAAUAUUAUGUACAUGCUGAAAGGACACAACGGCAGGAUUACAGCAAUUUCUUGGAGCCUGGACGACCGUUACAUGACGUCCUGCGGUACCGAGGGCGCAGUCUACCUUUGGGACGUCAUAGAAUCUACCAGGCUGUCCGAAAAUUUCAUCAAAUCGAACCCCUUCACCGGAGUGAUCAUUACCCAGUCGGGAAAAGAGGUGUACGCUGUCGGGAACGAUGGACAUAUCAGGGAACUGGUCAAUUCCAACAUAAACAGAGAUGUGGUACUGGUCCCUCCGGGAAGCGGACUGAACGCUUUGGUACUGUCCCAGCUGGACAACAUGCUCUUCGUCAGUGGAAAUGGAGGAUCCGUUUUUAGCGUCAGAAUACCUCUUCUGGAAAAGGCAGAAUACCUGGAAUUUGCCAUGCACAAAUCUGCAAUAUCUGUGAUGUGCAUGACCUACGAUGAUCGUUUCGUCAUCAGCGGGGCCACGGAUGGCAGUUUGUGCUUCUGGAAGGUGCAGAACGCGGAAGACAAGGCCGUCAAACUGGACAAGGAAAUAUCCACGUCGCAGGAAAUCCUGAUAUCCAGGGAGAUCCUGGAAGACAAGAUGGGGCAAAUCAAAAAUUUGCAACUCAGAUUGAAAGAAUUGGAGACCGAACACUCGUAUCAGAUGAGACAGAAUGACGCACUGCAUUCUCUCAAGAUGAGAGAUAUUCAUUCUGAGUAUUGUCAUGCCAUCGAAGAAUUGAAGAUUAAAAACGAGCAAAUGGAGGGUGAUCAUAUCCAGGAAAUCAACAACAUCAACAGCCAAAUAAUGAAGAUGAAAUCUGAUCACGAGUUGUUCGUACAAAAACUUGAAGCCAGCUACAACGAAAAACUUAUUCUAGAGUACAAGAAGUUUAUGAGAUAUGAAGAAAAAAUGAACGGCAUGCUUAAAGAAGAAGAACAGCGAUACGACGCACUGAAGAAACAAAAAUCAGAAUCGGAAGAUCAGAUUAACACCGAGUAUCUGGAAGUUAUCAAACAAAAAGAAGAUAUGAUCGAAGAAUUAAAAGAAAAAGUUGCCAAAUUGAUCAAAGAACAUGAACUGAUAAAGCAGCAAAUUGAGGAUGACUGUGACAGGGAAAUCUACGAAUUGAAGACUUCCCAUGAGAACGAAAUCAAGGAAGAACAAGAUCUGAAUGUUAGACUCAGAGGAGAGGCUGCAGGACUCAAGAAAAAACUUUUAGCUACACAAAAGGAAUCGGACGACUUUAAGCACCAAAUCUACGUGCUGGAGAACGAUCACGUCAAAUUCAAAAAUAUCAUAAGUUCCCUGAAGCAAAACAUUCUCGAUAUCAAGAAAGAGAUCAGCGAAAGAGACAAUACGAUCGAAGAAAAAGAAAAACGAAUUUUCACGUUGAAAGGCAAGAAUCAGGAAUUGGAGAAGUUCAAAUUCAUACUGGAUUUUAAGAUAAAAGAAUUGAAAUCUCAAAUUGAACCGAGAGAAAGAACCAUUCAGGAACAAUCGACCCAGAUUACCGAAAUGGUUCGCGAAUUGGAGAACUUGCAAAAGGUGAUCUUGAAUUUGGACACCCAGUUGUCCGAGGGCAGAGCCAAGCUGGCAGCUUCAGCUAACGAGGUCAGGAAAGAAGUGGAGAGGAACAGGGUGAUGAAAAAAGCGUUGCAGGCCAUCAGGAUGGACAUCCACCAUGCCAGUGGAUUUAUACAGAACGUUCCAGCGUUGCAAAAAGUAGUAAAGGAAAUGUACCACAAGUACAACGCGGACAAGGACUUCGAAGUGAGCCAGGCCGAGGACACGGAGGCCAAGAGCGAAUUCCUCAGGCAGAGGGACUUUUUGGAGAGAACGGUUGCAACGUUGCACGCUCAAGCAACCAAGAAUACAAGUACACUGAGUUACGACAAAAUACGUUUGGUGGACGAAAACGCUACCUUACUGGUCGAAACCAAUCAAUUAAGGAAAAAUUUGCAAGUUGAAACAAAUCAAAACAAGAAAUUAAACUCUAUCAUAGGCAUGUCGUACAUCUCGCCUAAAAUGGCACAAAAGAAAGUCAAUUUGGCCAUAUCAACUAAGGAAGAUAUCCAUAACAAAUACAAGGAAAUAAUCAAUCAAAAUAAGAAAGGUAUUGAAGCCCUAACCGAGGAAAACGAGAGAUUAACAAACAAAAUAGCAGCAGCCAUGGAGAAUGAGUGUUUAUCAAGUCCAAAAAUAGAACCCCCAGUUGACGAAUCAGAACACUUCUGAAAUUGUACAAAGUUAUUUUUUACAUAUUUUAUUGUUUAGUUUAUAUUUAAAUGUCAAAUAAAUAAUAAAACUCUA
Messenger RNA from Sitophilus oryzae (rice weevil), 3915 nucleotides. It is a transcript of the gene tous, whose product is annotated as cilia- and flagella-associated protein 57. Gene Ontology annotation, molecular function: protein binding. The transcript has 18 exons. Bases 106 to 3840 code for a protein of 1244 amino acids. The record is from RefSeq and is a predicted model, not a curated record. Lineage: Eukaryota; Metazoa; Arthropoda; Insecta; Coleoptera; Curculionidae.